Molecule: messenger RNA, 3261 nt
Organism: Sporothrix brasiliensis 5110
Lineage: Eukaryota; Fungi; Ascomycota; Sordariomycetes; Ophiostomatales; Ophiostomataceae
Exons: 4
Coding region: 1-3261 (1086 amino acids)
Biological process (GO): nucleolar large rRNA transcription by RNA polymerase I
Cellular component (GO): RNA polymerase I core factor complex
Molecular function (GO): RNA polymerase I general transcription initiation factor binding; RNA polymerase I transcription regulatory region sequence-specific DNA binding
Source: RefSeq, a predicted model, not a curated record
AUGGCUGAGAGGCACCGGCCUGGGCAGCCUGCGGGUGCAAAGGUCCUGCCUACCAGUCUUGUACGCGACCACCGUGCCAAUCACUUGGUGUUUGGCCACCUCGGCCGUCUGACCUAUGUCUCUUCCAACAAUCACGACAACGGCCAUGAUGACGAUGUCGACGCCGAAGACAGAAAGGCAGCCAUUGGCAAGCUGCUAACGAACCGGUUUCCCAGAUCAGUGCACACAUUUCAAGAAGUUGCUCGUUUCCAGCAGUGGUAUCCGCCAACGGCGGUAGACACCUCUAGUAUCCGGACAGCGCCAAAUUCGUAUCUGAACAAGCUUCUUGUCGAUGCCCCCGAGGCUCUGGAAGGAAUGGCGGGGCCGCUGUAUGCCGGUUUUCUCCAGGAGGCUCUGGAAUCUGAGCUCUACCAGUCGCCUCGGACAAGACUGCCGCUUCUCUCGUAUGGCGAGAUCACAGACAUGAGCGGCCGCGAACCUGUCGCCCGCCCUGCACUGGCCAUGCCCACGGGCCAGUCGGGCCAUGCCCUGCGCAUCGUGCAGGCCCAGGCGGAGGACUGGGGCUGGAGCACCGACGGAAGCGCAACAAUGAGGCUGACCAACAUCGAUCCCGAGGACGAAGGCCACUGGUGCGACAACGCCCUGACGAUCAACCAGAUAAAGUUCACCGCGGGCAGCACCUACUACGUCCAUGGGAAAAACAACAAUGCAAAGCGGCCGCUGAGGUGGAUUCUCGUCCAGACAGCGGCCGAGACCAUCAUCUUCCAGCCGACGCUGCACGGCGUCCCCGUCCAGAAUAAGCAUUGUGCUUGCGAUGACGAUGUGCGCGGCCUGACGUACAUUACAGCGGACCCGUUUAUCCGCAUUCCGACUAGUAAGACCGGUGGCCGCGCCCACUGCGACGUGGCAUUCAACCCGGCCACCGAGACGAAUCCGCCGCAGAUUGCCAUUAUCGACGAGGGCGGACAGUGGACAAUUUGGAACAUCACGGGCAGCAGACAUACACGCAAAACGGGUUUGCUGCCGUUUUUGCACGCAAGGGGCACCGUUUCUCAUGGUCCUGCUGGAGGGCCGCCGGUUGUCGCUCAAGAUCUUGGUCAUCUGCACAGAAUUCUUUGGCUGCCGAAAAUCGACGAGGAUGCGCCCCAGUCAAACACGCUCCUGGUCAGCAAUGCAACGUCUGUCAGUAUUACCGCCGUCGAAAAGCCGGACGGUGUCUUGCGCACGUUCAACGCAGUGCACAGUAUCGGUGUGGAUAUUGUCCUCGAUAUCCAGGUGUCGCCAGUCAACACGGCCCAUGUUUUUGUCUUGACGACGACCAAUGUCUUUUGGCUCGACCUCUCACCCCUUCAAGCUGCACGAGCGUCGAGAGUCUCGUCGACGCUAUCAAAGACGUCAAAAUCGCCAAAGCUGACGCAGCCUCUCCUCCUACUUUCCUGCCCCCAUUUGCGAGGACCAGACGAUAAAACGUUAAAGAUAUCUGUGGCCAAGGCCGAGUCGUAUCAGGGCAACGAUGUGGCAGUCACACUGGUAUAUUCUAUGAAGCACCCCGAGGUAGCCGUUUUCUGGUUUCAGCAGUCCUCGGAUGGAGAGGAGUCGACAUUCCAGCAACAGGUCUUUCAGCUGGCCCGUCCACCCUUUGGGCCGCAUGGCGACAAGACAAAAUCCCGCCUUCUCGGCCAGCAGACGAUGGUUUUGCUCCCUAAAACCGUCCAAAUACGCGGGACCAACCCGAAACACAUUGGACCGAUCGGAUGCGAAUACGCACAGAAGGGCGUGACUGUUUUGCAGAUACUGACACUGGGUGCCGACCUGAGUCUCUGGUCGUCUCUCUGUCCUUUGAUCGGCCAGAAUGGCCAGCGGGGACUGGCCGCAGGGAGCGCUUCUUACAUGGGCGGCCGCUCUGGCCGACCCGUCGAGGUGUAUAACAUGGCUCGACUCUUCAAUCUCCUGAACAGACACAUGGACAAAGCUGCAAAGUCGGCUUACGAGGCGACCGACAUGGUCCGGGGGUUUCAGAACCCAUCGCCGCUGGACAUUAUUCGGCAGAUUCUCGACAUUGCCACUGAGCAUGGAGGCUUUGCCUACACGACAUUGCUCAAUAUUUCCAACUACGACUACAUCCUAGAGUACGGGGCUGAUCUCACCGAUUACUCUUGGACGCGGCAGCUCGCAGACGUCGAGAUUGGGCCGAUUGAAGAUAGCCGCGUGUCCAUUUCGAACCAGUUGCCAGAAGGAGACGUCCGAAACGGCGGCGCAUCGACCCUGUACGACACAAUGGCAGGGCUCUGCCUGAUUGACAAGGUGGGUGACGGCCAGGGUCAUAACAGUGCCGAUGCACGCCGUCAGGGUCUUUUGGCCUUUGCGACUGUGCAGCUGUUCUUCUCGCAGAUCAGCAUGGUCGUUAUGCCACGCCAGAUGGCCAUGGCCGGCAGCGCGAGAACCACGCCAGGGUUUGAGGACGGCGGACUCAGCUCCGCUUCAACGCCCUACUCGGCUCACUUUCCCCGGUCCGACGCCGAGUCGCGCUUCCGCAACCACUUUCUUCCGUCGUCGCCGGCGCUGUCACAGCUGCGGGAACCACCGUCGUCUGCUCGCGGCGGAAUUCCAGCCUGGCUCCCGUCUUCGUCGCAAGACGACGGUAGAGGCAGUGGCGGUGGCAGCGGCGGCGGUGUUGGUGGUAUCCUACCAUCACUCGAGGGUGGCGACGAGGCGGAGGCGGACAGCAAUGGGCAAGCGCCGAUGGAGGAGGCGCAAGAAGAUCCUGUUGUGGCACGCUUGCGUCAGUACGCCAAGUCCAUUCGGUCGGAGCCGGCACGCAAAGAAGGCGAGCUGCGCUUGUUGUCGCACUGGCAGCUCGGCAGCGACCCAGAGCAGUUCCAGUGGGUGCCCUUGGGAGCGGCAGGUGAGGCCGAGGAAGAGUUACGCCGCCGGGCGCAAGAGGCCCAGGAGCGGCGGCGCAGGCGGAUGGAAAAACGGGCCAUGCGGGACCGCGACCGGUUGCUGAUGUUAGGCGGCGGUCUGGGAGGAAGCAGCAUGUCGUCGCCCGCCGUGCCGCGCAUUCAGCCUAGCAGCCAGAUUUUGCCAAGCCAGAUCGUGUCGAGCCAGGUCAUUCCCGGCCAGAGCCAGAGCCAGAUGCACCACACCAUAAUGUCGGGCCGGGUGCUGCCGUCGUCGCAGCCUACCAUCCACAGAGGAGGACCGUUGAGUCAGCGGCCCAAGAAAAAGAAAAAGCCCAAAGUGGCACGCGGGUUCAAGUGA